AUGGAAAUAAUCUUCUCUAGUUUCGGCACAGCAAGCACAGACGAUUUCGUUGGUAUUGAUAAAGAAAUUACAUUUCAACCUGGUGAAAUUGGACCAAAAGUUGUUCAGAUUAAUCUUGUGAAUGAUAGACAUGAUGAACCAACCGAAGAAUUUAGGGUUUCACUUGCGUCAAAUUCAAGAGUAAUUUUAGGAAAUUCUUCUAAAGUUAAAAUAUUAGACGAUGAUGCUCCACCAGUCAUUGAAUUCACUCGACCUGUUUACGAAGUAUUAGAGAGUAAAGAUUCUGUUGCCGUUGGAAUAUCUGUUACAAAUGGAAAUGUUACUAGACCAGUCACUGUUAGAAUCUUCUCUAGUUUCGGCACAGCAAGCACAGACGAUUUCGUUGGUAUUGAUAAAGAAAUUACAUUUCAACCUGGUGAAAUUGGACCAAAAGUUGUUCAGAUUAAUCUUGUGAAUGAUAGACAUGAUGAACCAACCGAAGAAUUUAGGGUUUCACUUUCGUCAAAUUCAAGAGUAAUUUUAGGAAAUUCUUCUAAAGUUAAAAUAUUAGACGAUGAUGCUCCACCAGUCAUUGAAUUCACUCGACCUGUUUACGAAGUAUUAGAGAGUAAAGAUUCUGUUGCCGUUGGAAUAUCUGUUACAAAUGGAAAUGUUACUAGACCAGUCACUGUUAGAAUCUUCUCUAGUUUCGGCACAGCAAGCACAGACGAUUUCGUUGGUAUUGAUAAAGAAAUUACAUUUCAACCUGGUGAAAUUGGACCAAAAGUUGUUCAGAUUAAUCUUGUGAAUGAUAGACAUGAUGAACCAACCGAAGAAUUUAGGGUUUCACUUUCGUCAAAUUCAAGAGUAAUUUUAGGAAAUUCUUCUAAAGUUAAAAUAUUAGACGAUGAUGCUCCACCAGUCAUUGAAUUCACUCGACCUGUUUACGAAGUAUUAGAGAGUAAAGAUUCUGUUGCCGUUGGAAUAUCUGUUACAAAUGGAAAUGUUACUAGACCAGUCACUGUUAGAAUCUUCUCUAGUUUCGGCACAGCAAGCACAGACGAUUUCGUUGGUAUUGAUAAAGAAAUUACAUUUCAACCUGGUGAAAUUGGACCAAAAGUUGUUCAGAUUAAUCUUGUGAAUGAUAGACAUGAUGAACCAACCGAAGAAUUUAGGGUUUCACUUUCGUCAAAUUCAAGAGUAAUUUUAGGAAAUUCUUCUCAAGUUAAAAUAUUAGACGAUGAUGCUCCACCAGUCAUUGAAUUCACUCGACCUGUUUACGAAGUAUUAGAGAGUAAAGAUUCUGUUGCCGUUGGAAUAUCUGUUACAAAUGGAAAUGUUACUAGACCAGUCACUGUUAGGUUGGCAAACUCUAAUAUUUAUGAUGAAUCUAGUUUCGGCACAGCAAGCACAGACGAUUUCGUUGGUAUUGAUAAAGAAAUUACAUUUCAACCUGGUGAAAUUGGACCAAAAGUUGUUCAGAUUAAUCUUGUGAAUGAUAGACAUGAUGAACCAACCGAAGAAUUUAGGGUUUCACUUGCGUCAAAUUCAAGAGUAAUUUUAGGAAAUUCUUCUAAAGUUAAAAUAUUAGACGAUGAUGCUCCACCAGUCAUUGAAUUCACUCGACCUGUUUACGAAGUAUUAGAGAGUAAAGAUUCUGUUGCCGUUGGAAUAUCUGUUACAAAUGGAAAUGUUACUAGACCAGUCACUGUUAGAAUCUUCUCUAGUUUCGGCACAGCAAGCACAGACGAUUUCGUUGGUAUUGAUAAAGAAAUUACAUUUCAACCUGGUGAAAUUGGACCAAAAGUUGUUCAGAUUAAUCUUGUGAAUGAUAGACAUGAUGAACCAACCGAAGAAUUUAGGGUUUCACUUGCGUCAAAUUCAAGAGUAAUUUUAGGAAAUUCUUCUCAAGUUAAAAUAUUAGACGAUGAUGCUCCACCAGUCAUUGAAUUCACUCGACCUGUUUACGAAGUAUUAGAGAGUAAAGAUUCUGUUGCCGUUGGAAUAUCUGUUACAAAUGGAAAUGUUACUAGACCAGUCACUGUUAGAAUCUUCUCUAGUUUCGGCACAGCAAGCACAGACGAUUUCGUUGGUAUUGAUAAAGAAAUUACAUUUCAACCUGGUGAAAUUGGACCAAAAGUUGUUCAGAUUAAUCUUGUGAAUGAUAGACAUGAUGAACCAACCGAAGAAUUUAGGGUUUCACUUGCGUCAAAUUCAAGAGUAAUUUUAGGAAAUUCUUCUAAAGUUAAAAUAUUAGACGAUGAUGCUCCACCAGUCAUUGAAUUCACUCGACCUGUUUACGAAGUAUUAGAGAGUAAAGAUUCUGUUGCCGUUGGAAUAUCUGUUACAAAUGGAAAUGUUACUAGACCAGUCACUGUUAGAAUCUUCUCUAGUUUCGGCACAGCAAGCACAGACGAUUUCGUUGGUAUUGAUAAAGAAAUUACAUUUCAACCUGGUGAAAUUGGACCAAAAGUUGUUCAGAUUAAUCUUGUGAAUGAUAGACAUGAUGAACCAACCGAAGAAUUUAGGGUUUCACUUUCGUCAAAUUCAAGAGUAAUUUUAGGAAAUUCUUCUAAAGUUAAAAUAUUAGACGAUGAUGCUCCACCAGUCAUUGAAUUCACUCGACCUGUUUACGAAGUAUUAGAGAGUAAAGAUUCUGUUGCCGUUGGAAUAUCUGUUACAAAUGGAAAUGUUACUAGACCAGUCACUGUUAGAAUCUUCUCUAGUUUCGGCACAGCAAGCACAGACGAUUUCGUUGGUAUUGAUAAAGAAAUUACAUUUCAACCUGGUGAAAUUGGACCAAAAGUUGUUCAGAUUAAUCUUGUGAAUGAUAGACAUGAUGAACCAACCGAAGAAUUUAGGGUUUCACUUUCGUCAAAUUCAAGAGUAAUUUUAGGAAAUUCUUCUAAAGUUAAAAUAUUAGACGAUGAUGCUCCACCAGUCAUUGAAUUCACUCGACCUGUUUACGAAGUAUUAGAGAGUAAAGAUUCUGUUGCCGUUGGAAUAUCUGUUACAAAUGGAAAUGUUACUAGACCAGUCACUGUUAGAAUCUUCUCUAGUUUCGGCACAGCAAGCACAGACGAUUUCGUUGGUAUUGAUAAAGAAAUUACAUUUCAACCUGGUGAAAUUGGACCAAAAGUUGUUCAGAUUAAUCUUGUGAAUGAUAGACAUGAUGAACCAACCGAAGAAUUUAGGGUUUCACUUUCGUCAAAUUCAAGAGUAAUUUUAGGAAAUUCUUCUAAAGUUAAAAUAUUAGACGAUGAUGCUCCACCAGUCAUUGAAUUCACUCGACCUGUUUACGAAGUAUUAGAGAGUAAAGAUUCUGUUGCCGUUGGAAUAUCUGUUACAAAUGGAAAUGUUACUAGACCAGUCACUGUUAGAAUCUUCUCUAGUUUCGGCACAGCAAGCACAGACGAUUUCGUUGGUAUUGAUAAAGAAAUUACAUUUCAACCUGGUGAAAUUGGACCAAAAGUUGUUCAGAUUAAUCUUGUGAAUGAUAGACAUGAUGAACCAACCGAAGAAUUUAGGGUUUCACUUGCGUCAAAUUCAAGAGUAAUUUUAGGAAAUUCUUCUAAAGUUAAAAUAUUAGACGAUGAUGCUCCACCAGUCAUUGAAUUCACUCGACCUGUUUACGAAGUAUUAGAGAGUAAAGAUUCUGUUGCCGUUGGAAUAUCUGUUACAAAUGGAAAUGUUACUAGACCAGUCACUGUUAGAAUCUUCUCUAGUUUCGGCACAGCAAGCACAGACGAUUUCGUUGGUAUUGAUAAAGAAAUUACAUUUCAACCUGGUGAAAUUGGACCAAAAGUUGUUCAGAUUAAUCUUGUGAAUGAUAGACAUGAUGAACCAACCGAAGAAUUUAGGGUUUCACUUGCGUCAAAUUCAAGAGUAAUUUUAGGAAAUUCUUCUAAAGUUAAAAUAUUAGACGAUGAUGCUCCACCAGUCAUUGAAUUCACUCGACCUGUUUACGAAGUAUUAGAGAGUAAAGAUUCUGUUGCCGUUGGAAUAUCUGUUACAAAUGGAAAUGUUACUAGACCAGUCACUGUUAGAAUCUUCUCUAGUUUCGGCACAGCAAGCACAGACGAUUUCGUUGGUAUUGAUAAAGAAAUUACAUUUCAACCUGGUGAAAUUGGACCAAAAGGUUUCACUUCGUCAAAUUCAAGAGUAAUUUUAGGAAAUUCUUCUAAAGUUAAAAUAUUAGACGAUGAUGCUCCACCAGUCAUUGAAUUCACUCGACCUGUUUACGAAGUAUUAGAGAGUAAAGAUUCUGUUGCCGUUGGAAUAUCUGUUACAAAUGGAAAUGUUACUAGACCAGUCACUGUUAGAAUCUUCUCUAGUUUCGGCACAGCAAGCACAGACGAUUUCGUUGGUAUUGAUAAAGAAAUUACAUUUCAACCUGGUGAAAUUGGACCAAAAGUUGUUCAGAUUAAUCUUGUGAAUGAUAGACAUGAUGAACCAACCGAAGAAUUUAGGGUUUCACUUGCGUCAAAUUCAAGAGUAAUUUUAGGAAAUUCUUCUAAAGUUAAAAUAUUAGACGAUGAUGCUCCACCAGUCAUUGAAUUCACUCGACCUGUUUACGAAGUAUUAGAGAGUAAAGAUUCUGUUGCCGUUGGAAUAUCUGUUACAAAUGGAAAUGUUACUAGACCAGUCACUGUUAGAAUCUUCUCUAGUUUCGGCACAGCAAGCACAGACGAUUUCGUUGGUAUUGAUAAAGAAAUUACAUUUCAACCUGGUGAAAUUGGACCAAAAGUUGUUCAGAUUAAUCUUGUGAAUGAUAGACAUGAUGAACCAACCGAAGAAUUUAGGGUUUCACUUGCGUCAAAUUCAAGAGUAAUUUUAGGAAAUUCUUCUAAAGUUAAAAUAUUAGACGAUGAUGCUCCACCAGUCAUUGAAUUCACUCGACCUGUUUACGAAGUAUUAGAGAGUAAAGAUUCUGUUGCCGUUGGAAUAUCUGUUACAAAUGGAAAUGUUACUAGACCAGUCACUGUUAGAAUCUUCUCUAGUUUCGGCACAGCAAGCACAGACGAUUUCGUUGGUAUUGAUAAAGAAAUUACAUUUCAACCUGGUGAAAUUGGACCAAAACUUGUUCAGAUUAAUCUUGUGAAUGAUAGACAUGAUGAACCAACGGAAGAAUUUGCAGUUUCACUCGCAUCAAAUUCAAGAGUAAUUUUAGGAACUUCUUCUAAAGUUCAAAUAUUAAACGAUGAUGUUCCACUUGAACCAAUCGUUACAACCACACAGUCAGUGGCGGAUCAAGAAAUAGUUCAAUAUCCACCAAUCGUAAAUUUUACUCAGCCAAUUUACACGGCAAUAGAAAGAAAAAACGUAACUGUCGGUGUGUCCAUCUUUAAUAAUAAAAGGAAAACUCCUGUAACAAUCAGAAUCAUCCCAAAAUCUUACACAGCUGGAAUUAAUGAUUUUGAUAAUAGCAUCAAAGAGAUUAAAUUUCAACCUGAAGAAACUGGAGCAAAGUUUGUGGAAAUCAGUCUGAUAAAUGACAAAGAAUAUGAGGCUACGGAAGAAUUUACUGUUUCCCUUUCAUCAAAUUCAAUUGUAGUUCUUGGAAAUUCUUCUAAAAUUCAAAUAAUAGACGAUGACGUUCCACGUAAACCGAUCAUUGAAUUCACUCGACCUGUUUACGAAGUAGUAAAGAGUAAAAAUUCUGUUGCCGUUGGAAUAUCUGUUACAAAUGGAAAUGUUACUCGACCAGUCUCUGUUAGAAUCUUCUCUAGUUUUGGUACAGCAAGCAAAGACGAUUUUGUUGGUAUUGAUGAAGAAAUUACAUUUCAACCUGGGGAAAUUGGUCCAAAAUUUGUUGAAAUAAAUCUGGUGAAUGAUGGAGAUAAUGAACCAACGGAAGAAUUUACAGUUUCACUCGCAUCAAAUUCAAGAGUAAUUUUAGGAACUUCUUCUAAAGUUCAAAUAUUAAACGAUGAUGUUCCACUUGAACCAAUCGUUACAACCACACAUUCAGUGGCGGAUCAAGAAAUAGUUCAAUAUCCACCAAUCGUAAAUUUUACUCAGCCAAUUUACACAGCAAUAGAAAGAAAAAACGUAACUGUCGGUGUGUCCAUCUUUAAUAAUAAAAGGAAAACUCCUGUAACAAUCAGAAUCAUCCCAAAAUCUUACACAGCUGGAAUUAAUGAUUUUGAUAAUAGCAUCAAAGAGAUUAAAUUUCAACCUGAAGAAACUGGAGCAAAGUUUGUGGAAAUCAGUCUGAUAAAUGACAAAGAAUAUGAGGCUACGGAAGAAUUUACUGUUUCCCUUUCAUCAAAUUCAAUUGUAGUUCUUGGAAAUUCUUCUAAAAUUCAAAUAAUAGACGAUGACGUUCCACGUAAACCGAUCAUUGAAUUCACUCGACCUGUUUACGAAGUAGUAAAGAGUAAAAAUUCUGUUGCCGUUGGAAUAUCUGUUACAAAUGGAAAUGUUACUCGACCAGUCUCUGUUAGAAUCUUCUCUAGUUUUGGUACAGCAAGCAAAGACGAUUUUGUUGGUAUUGAUGAAGAAAUUACAUUUCAACCUGGGGAAAUUGGUCCAAAAUUUGUUGAAAUAAAUCUGGUGAAUGAUAGAGAUAAUGAACCAACGGAAGAAUUUGCAGUUUCACUUGCAUCAAAUUCAAGAGUAAUUUUAGGAACUUCUUCUAAAGUUCAAAUAUUAAAUGAUGAUGCUCCACCACUCAUUGAAUUCGAUCGACCUGUAUACAAAGCUUUAGAAAGUGAAAAAGCUGUUGUUGGAAUAUCAAUUACCAAAGGAAAAAUUAGUCAACCAGUCACUGUUAGAAUCAUCCCCAAAUCUGGCACAGCCAGCAAUAAAGAUUUUAAUGGUAAUGUGAAAGAGAUGAAAUUUCAACCUGGUGAAAUUGGACCAAAAUUCGUUGACAUUGGAUUGUUGAACGAUAAAGAAGUUGAGCCGGAAGAAGAAUUUUAUCUUUCACUCUCAUCGUCUUCAAAUAUUGCUCAUGGAAAUCGUUCUAUUGUUCGAAUAUUGGAUGAUGAUUUUUACCCCCUUCCCGUCAUUAAGUUCACCCAAACUGACUAUAACGCAUCGGAAGGUGAAAACGCUGUAGUUGGAAUAUCUGUGGCUGCGGGAAAAAUUAUUCAACCGCUGACAGUUAGAAUUAUUCCAAAGUCACAAUCCGCUGGUGAGAAUGAUUUUGAAAAUGUUCCUCAAGAAGUUACUUUUCAACCUGGUGAAACUGGACCAAAAUUUGUUGAUAUCGAUUUAAUAAAUGAUUGGGACGUUGAACCAAUAGAAGAAUUUACUGUUUCUCUCAUAUCCAAUUCAAGUGCAAUUCUUGGAAAUUCUUCAUCAGUGAAUAUACACGAUGAUGAUGCAUCGUGCAGGAGAAUGGAUAUCGGUUUUCUACUUGAUUCAACAGCUAGUAUGCGAAACUGCAACUUUAAGAAAGAAAAGAAAUUUGUAAAAGACAUAGUUAGUUACUUCAACAUUUCACAAGAGUUUACCCGGAUCAGUAUUAUGCAAUAUGGAGCUCGCAAUAUAUUAACACGUAAAUUCAAUGAGACAAAAUCACUAAAAGAUUUCCAAAGUCAAAUUGACAGUCUUCAAUUGAAAGGAGGUAGUGCAAGAUUAGGAGAAGCGAUGUAUUUGGCUGCUUCAUCAAUGUUUACGGUGGAAUCUGGUAUGCGCCCAUAUGUUCCAAAGAUCCUUGUUGUCCUAAGCGAUGGCUCAGAAACAGUCUUCACACAAUUUGCCCAAGCGAUUUCUUCUCUGUUAGACAAGAAUAAAGUCAGAGUCAUUGCCGUUGGAGUUGGUGAGGCGGACGAAAAAACUCUAUCUCAAUUUGUGUCAUCUCCAAAAGAUUUGAUCAUUGUCGAUAAGUUUCAGGAUGCGACGGAAAAUCUUGUGGCUUUAUUGAAUCGGGCUUGUAUAUCAGGUUCUGAUCCGGAAAAGUGUCGAGUCACGAAGAAAUUGUUGCCUAACGUUAAGAUUGGUGGUUGUGUCAGUGGAAAACCGGUGGAAAUUGGUGUUUGUAGUGGACACUGCCUAUCAAAGUUUAUUAAUUAUAAUGGGUUGUACGAAAUGAAAUGUGCUUGCUGUAAAGUAAAAGAAUCUGUCACAAUUCCUGUUGAUCUACAAUGCAACUUGGACAAAAGGCAAACUUUCAAAAUCAGCUCAGCGGUUUCCUGCUCGUGUGCACCAUGUACAGAAAAACAUAUUGGUGUACACUGAAAAACAUAUUGGUGUACUUUCUUAGUUAUAAUAUGUUCAUUGUAUACAAUGCAGUAAUAAUUGAGUGUAAAUAGCUCAAAUAUGGUAGUCAAAAUAUUGUCGACUAUAUAUUAUUAAACGACUUCAUGCCUCAAGGCAUUUCUUA
Molecule: messenger RNA, 8311 nt
Organism: Xenia sp. Carnegie-2017
Lineage: Eukaryota; Metazoa; Cnidaria; Anthozoa; Malacalcyonacea; Xeniidae
Exons: 51
Coding region: 1-8166 (2721 amino acids)
Biological process (GO): metal ion transport; cell communication
Cellular component (GO): membrane
Source: RefSeq, a predicted model, not a curated record